Sorghum bicolor (sorghum) is the source of this 1051-nucleotide messenger RNA. RefSeq names its product protein FAM192A. Gene Ontology annotation, cellular component: nucleus. Bases 202 to 750 code for a protein of 182 amino acids. The record is from RefSeq and is a predicted model, not a curated record. The transcript is spliced from 7 exons. NCBI's taxonomy places the organism in Eukaryota, Viridiplantae, Streptophyta, Magnoliopsida, Poales, Poaceae.
CAGCGACACGAGGUAGAACGUGGUGGUGACGAAAAAAAAAGAAAAAGAAAAGAAAAAACGGCGGCGGCGGGACAAUGGCCGGGAACGAGAUGACGCCGAGCUCGAAGGCGGCGGCGCCGCCGGCGACGAUACGCCUCGUGAACUUCAUCUCCGAGGACCAGCUCGAUGAGGUGAAGCGGACGCGAGGGGAGCGGGUGGAGGAUGGCACCGCGCAGCGCGACAAACCCCUCUUCCAGAUCCUACAGGAGAACAAGGAGAAGAAGGACGCCGAGUUCAACGAGCGGUUCAAGCACAGACCUCCAAAGGCAUUGGAUGAGGAUGAGACAGAGUUUCUUGAUAAAUUGGCUUCGUUCCUUGUUUUAUGUUACUUGGGGACAGUCAAGAAAGGAAUAUGAACAGCAGGUGGCCAAUGAAGAAGCGGAACAGCUCCGCAGUUUCCAUGAGGCUGUAGCUGCACGGUCCAGUAUUGUUCAUGAACUCGAGACUCCUACAGUAUCUAGACCUGAGGAGAGCAGACCUAAGCCACCUACGAAGAGGAGCCAGCAUGCACUCCUGAAGAACGUAAUAAUUUCCGUGAAGCCGCAAGCCAAGAAACCAAAGGUUGAGGCGGAAGCUAAGCCUGCUCCUGCUCCAGAGGAGCGGCCUUCAAAUGGGCAUGACGCAGAUCAGAAGCAACCAGAUGACACAAAGGCAACACUCGGCUCUCUGGUGGCUUACGACGACGACGAAAGUGGUGAGGACGAUGACUGACAGUGGCGAUCAAGAGUUGAGGUGUGGAUACCGCAAAAUGACUGACAGUGGCGAUCAAGAGUUCAGGUUUGGAUACCGCAACAGCUUACUGGAAGAGAUGCCAGUGGAGCGCAGCCAGUGGGGUUUCCUGGAGGAGAGGCAAAAUUGGCUUCUCUUACAUUCGAAAGCCUUUGCGGCAAUUUUCUUGUAUGUAUUGUACAAUUCGAACAUGAUCUGGGGAACAGUACUAAUGAUUGGUACAUUGGUAGCACCUUGUUUUACGAAGGAAACCUGUAGCAAGCAGUAGUUUCAAUUUAUCUUA